This is a messenger RNA of Penicillium argentinense, 912 nucleotides long. Its product is annotated as pfkB family kinase. Lineage: Eukaryota; Fungi; Ascomycota; Eurotiomycetes; Eurotiales; Aspergillaceae. The transcript has 5 exons. The annotation marks the transcript as partial. The record is from RefSeq and is a predicted model, not a curated record. Gene Ontology annotation, molecular function: kinase activity.
ACACCACACUUCCCUGAUGAGGAUGAAAAGCUGCGUGCGUCAGGGAUUUCUCGACGGCGCGGCGGGAAUUGUCCCAAUACUCUCGAGGUGCUGCAGCAACUAGCUCGAAUUUCUCCGGGAAACCUUCCUUUGGCUCUAGUCACGGUACUCCCUAGGAGGUCAUCUAUUGCGUCUCGACAGAUAAUAGCCCAGUUUGAACCGCAUGUGAACCUUGGUAGUUGCAUUUACCGAGAAAGCUAUGAGGAACCACCUUCGAGCUACAUUAUCAAAAGUCAGUCAACGGGGAGCCGGACAGUUGUCAAUCACAAUGAGCUUCCAGACAUGACAGUGGAAGAGUUUGUUCAAAUUUCUCAAGAUCUAGGCCCUCGGGCCAAAUGGUUCCAUUUCGAGGGCCGAGCGCCAGGUAUUGUGCUCGAGUGCAUACGUCACCUCCGCGCCGAAUUCCCUUCUGCUCCUAUCAGCGUCGAAAUUGAAAAGCCGGGUCGGCCAGGCCUACAAGAAUUAGCGAAUGCAGCCGAUGUGGUGUUCUAUUCAAAAUCAUGGGCACUGGGCUACGGAUAUGCAUCUGCAAGAGAAUGCUUGAAGGAGCAAUCAUUCCAGACACCAAAUGCAUCUAACCCAUGGGCGAACCUCAGAUCGCAUCUUUUCUGCACAUGGGGCCAGGAUGGAGCCGAAUUGUAUGAAAAGGCCACAGGAAGAUUCAUGCAUGCUGCAGCAUACACUACAGAAAACUUUCAGGUUGUCGACCCUGUGGGUGCAGGAGAUACCUUUAUCGCUGGGAUGCUUUAUGCGUUAAAUUGCAAAAAUGAGGACUGGGAUCUUUGCAGGAAGCUUGAAUUCGCGAAUCGCGUAGCAGGGAUGAAAGUAUCGCAAGAGGGCUUUUUAGGGUUAGGUCGAGCAUUAACUUCAUGA